GGUCUGACUGCGCUACAUAUGGCAGAGGCGCAAGAGGAAGUAGCGAAAGAGAAAGGCAUGGAAGAGUAUGAAAAGAACGUCGCAAAGCUCGCCCCUCCAUCUGACGAGAUGAAGCCGGCAGUGCAGUUCCUUGAUGCCAUAGGGAGGGAGUUCACUUUCCCUUGGCAUCUAGCCAAAAGCUGGAGCGCAAUGAAAGAACUGAUCAACACCGGCUUCGCCCAUGUAGAAGGCUUAAAUAAACACGUCUUCGCAGGCCACUACGAUCUUGCAGGCCCUGAUGGCGAAAUCAUGCUGCCUCAAGUCUGGGAAGCUCUCAUCGAGCCCGGUAUGACCGUCAAGAUGAUAUUGUGGCCGGAAAUUCCACCACCUCCCUCAAGUAUAGGACUAGGUAUGCCAGGCCCUCUCCUACCUGUCCCUGAUCGCGGCGUACUGGAACCCUGA
Mytilinidion resinicola is the source of this 441-nucleotide messenger RNA. RefSeq lists its product as uncharacterized. The transcript has 2 exons. NCBI's taxonomy places the organism in Eukaryota, Fungi, Ascomycota, Dothideomycetes, Mytilinidiales, Mytilinidiaceae. The coding region runs from base 19 to 441 and encodes 140 amino acids. The record is from RefSeq and is a predicted model, not a curated record.